CAGAGUGGUGACCAUGAGCAGGCUGGUGCCAUCUCCAAUGCCCUGCCACUGGCUAGUGGUGCUGCUGCUGUUUCUCUCAGGGGAGCAGGUACCAGCAAUGACAAACAACAACCUGCUACCGAAUCCCCAAGGUAGCACUUGUUCCAAGAUCUGGCAGUACCCACGUUAUAUAGCCAGGAAGCGGGGUUCUGUGGUGAAAAUUCACUGCUACACAAACAGCAACGUCAUCUCCAGCAUCGUGACUUGGUUCCGAAAGCAGGACAACGAGGCGGAGCUCCAGGAGCUGUCCCCAGAACAGGGGCACAUCUUGCCAACCCAGAAUGGCUCUGUCCACACCCUCACUAUCCAAGGCAUCCAAUUUGAAGACAAUGGCAUCUACAUGUGCAAGCAGGAGUGCACCAGCCCCGACGAAGAAGCCUGGGGCUGUGGCACAGAACUUCGAGUCUUAGGGUUCAGCACCUUGGCACAGCUGAAGCGGCGAAACACACUGAAAGAUGGCAUCAUCAUGAUUCAGACCCUCCUCAUCAUCCUCUUCAUUGUUGUACCCAUCUUCCUGCUACUGGACAAGGAUGACAGCAAAACUGGCAUGGAGGAAGAUCACACUUAUGAGGGCCUGGACAUUGACCAGACGGCCACCUAUGAAGACAUAGUGACGCUGCGGACAGGGGAGGUGAAAUGGUCUGUUGGAGAACACCCAGGCCAGGAGUGAGAACUACCCUCAACCUGCCCAACUCAGGGGCCUCAGUGUUUCCAAGCCGCCUGGUUUAUGGCCCAUCCCUUUCUUCUUGGAUUCCCCAGCCAGCCUCUGAAGCUGGAUCACCAGAGUCACCUCUCCAGCCCCUGGUUCCCAGCUCUUGCUGGGGUAGAAGGACAAUAGGGUGGUGACAUGGCGUGGAGAGUUCUCUGGGGAUGGACUGGACCCAGGCUUGUUUGCGUGCCAUGCAGGAUCUGUCCCCAAGUUUGGGACAGGAAAGCAGAGACUUGUCAGAACCUGAACAUGGACUCAGAGCAGGUUGGCUUCCUGUGGUGCCCAGGAAGGGCCAUGGUCCCAGAAGGGCCAGCAAGAAUGUCACGCCUCUCUCCCAUCACAGGAAUCACCUACCCUGCAGCCUA
This is a messenger RNA of Nannospalax galili (Upper Galilee mountains blind mole rat), 1113 nucleotides long. It is a transcript of the gene Cd79b, whose product is annotated as CD79b molecule. NCBI's taxonomy places the organism in Eukaryota, Metazoa, Chordata, Mammalia, Rodentia, Spalacidae. Gene Ontology annotation, biological process: B cell differentiation; B cell receptor signaling pathway. Gene Ontology annotation, molecular function: transmembrane signaling receptor activity. The transcript has 6 exons. The record is from RefSeq and is a predicted model, not a curated record. Bases 14 to 709 code for a protein of 231 amino acids. Gene Ontology annotation, cellular component: B cell receptor complex; membrane; external side of plasma membrane.